UUAUUGUGAAGGGGCGUCCCGGAAGCGGCUGGUCUCCUUCACAGAAACAGCAAGAUGGCGGCGCUCCGCGUUACGGUGCUCUCGGGCAGCGGCAAAGUCCUGCUCAGCCUGCCCAAAGCCCUCACCGCGCCCAAGGCCCAUAUGUCGUUUGCCAGUCUACCGAGUAAGAGGAGGGUUGCCCUGACAACACUAGGCGUGGUCGCCGCUGGUGGAGCCGGUCUCGCCUUGAUGCUGCAUCAGUCUGUGAAGGCCUCGGACCUGGAGCUGCACCCCCCCAACUACCCCUGGAGCCAUGCUGGGCCCCUGUCCUCCCUGGACCAUGGAAGCAUUCGCCGUGGUUACCAAGUGUACAAGCAGGUGUGUUCAGCCUGCCACAGUAUGGAGUACCUGGCCUUCAGAAACCUGGUUGGAGUGUCCCACACAGAGGAGGAGGUGAAGACCAUAGCGGAGGAGGUCGAGGUGGUGGACGGUCCUGAUGAGAGUGGGGAGAUGUUCACCCGGCCAGGAAAGCUGUCUGACUACUUCCCCAAGCCCUACCCGAACCCGGAGGCAGCACGCGUCGCCAACAACGGAGCCCUCCCUCCAGACCUCAGUUACAUCAUCAACGCCAGACAUGGUGGAGAGGACUACGUGUUCAGCCUGCUGACGGGCUACUGCGAGCCGCCUGCAGGAGUGGCGGUUAGAGAAGGGCUCUACUACAACCCCUACUUCCCCGGCCAGGCCAUCGGCAUGGCGCCGCCCAUCUACAACGAGGUGCUGGAGUUCGACGAUGGAACUCCUGCCACCAUGAGUCAGGUUGCUAAGGAUGUGUGCACCUUCCUGAGAUGGGCCUCCGAGCCGGAGCACGAUCAACGCAAACGCAUGGGCCUGAAGCUGCUGAUGGGCGCCGGCAUCAUCAUCCCGCUGCUCUACUACAUGAAGAGACACCGGUGGUCUGUGCUGAAGAGCAGGAAGAUCGCCUACAGGCCUCCCAAGUAAAGGGACAACCUUCCCCCCCGACCUGGGCCCAGAACCGGGAGGGCCGUGUUCAAGGACCCCACAACGCUCGCCUCCACCCAUAAACACGACUCACAAACACACACAUGCCUUUGAAGAGGGGUGCAGAUAUACAACUACACACUGUGCUGGUUUCAAUUCAAAAUGCCUUUUUUUUCUUUUAGUUAUCGGCAUGUAGAACUGCGUGUGGCGGGUUUCCCCGCCUCUGAAACGUUGUGGUGCAGGUCCGUCAGAGGUUUGUGGCGUUCUUGAACACACUCCUCUGGAAGAAGUCAUCGGUGGUAGUUCACGGCUUAAGUCUCAUUUCAAGUUUAUUGGCUCGCUAUCUUUGUAAGAUACUCUAAAAACCCUGAAUAAAUGCUGGGAAAUGGUCGGCCGUGAAGUCCGUAACAUCUCGGGUGUCUGUACAUUCAUCCUUUUGUGUCCCCCUCAAGCAUGGCCUGGACCCCUGUUUUACUGUACAAAAUAAAUUAUCUUAACGGAAA
Molecule: messenger RNA, 1481 nt
Organism: Cololabis saira (Pacific saury)
Lineage: Eukaryota; Metazoa; Chordata; Actinopteri; Beloniformes; Belonidae
Gene: cyc1
Product: cytochrome c1, heme protein, mitochondrial
Exons: 7
Coding region: 55-978 (307 amino acids)
Biological process (GO): mitochondrial electron transport, ubiquinol to cytochrome c
Molecular function (GO): heme binding; electron transfer activity
Source: RefSeq, a predicted model, not a curated record